GGAGGCCUGGGCAGGUUGGGGGCGUUCCCUUGAGGGGCCGAGGCGGAGGUGACUGAGGGCUGCGGGUUGGCUGUGCUUUGAGAGGGCUGAGGGACCUUUCGUGGCCUUGGGUCCUGCCUUCGUGCUGAGAAAGCCCCGUCCCCGAGCCCGGGCCUGAGCCGGACAAGCCCCAGGACACUCUCCAUCCUUGUGAUAUUUGAUUCUUCAGACCAGGAAGAAUAAGAUGUGUCUGUAAUUCUCAUCUUGUGUAUUUUUCAGCUCAAGGUCAUUGUAUGUACCUAAUACUGCUUCAAUUUCUCUUGCAGAUAGCUCAUUCUGGAUAUGCUGCUGUUUUUUGCUUUGGGAUUGAUUGUACAUUUUGUGUUCUUCGCCUCGAUCUUUGACAUUUAUUUUACAUCUCCUUUGGUUCAUGGAAUGACUCCUCAGUUUACAGUGUUACCUCCUCCAGCAAAAAGAUUAGUAUUAUUUGUUGCUGAUGGCCUGAGAACAGAUUCUCUUUAUGAAUUAGAUGAAGAUGGAAAUUCUAGAGCACCUUUUAUUAGGAAUGUUAUAAUGCAUGAAGGCAGCUGGGGAAUAUCCCACACACGUGUGCCAACAGAGUCUCGGCCUGGCCAUGUAGCCCUGAUAGCUGGGUUUUAUGAGGAUGUCAGUGCAGUUGCUAAAGGAUGGAAAGAAAAUCCUGUAGAAUUUGACUCUCUUUUUAAUGAGAGCAAGUACACAUGGAGCUGGGGGAGUCCAGAUAUCUUGCCUAUGUUUGCCAAAGGUGCUAGUGGUGACCAUGUUUAUACAUAUAGUUAUGAUGCUCAAAGAGAGGAUUUUGGUGCCCAAGAUGCCACAAAACUGGAUACCUGGGUUUUUGAUAAAGUUAAGGACUUCUUUGAUGCUGCGAGGAGCAACCAGUCUUUGUUCUCAAAAGUAAAUGAAGAAAAAGUAGUUUUUUUCUUACACUUAUUAGGAAUAGAUACAAAUGGACAUGCUCACCGACCAUCAUCAAGGGAAUAUAAGGACAAUAUUAAGAAAGUUGAUGAUGGAGUGAAGGAAAUUGUGUCACUGUUCAAGCAUUUUUAUGGCGAUGAUGGAAAAACAGCAUUUAUCUUUACCUCUGAUCAUGGAAUGACAGACUGGGGUUCCCAUGGGGCCGGUCAUCCUUCAGAGACUUUAACUCCUUUAGUCACUUGGGGAGCUGGAAUCAAAGCUCCUCAGAAAGUUUCCGCUCAGCAGUUUGAUGACAAGUUUUUAAAAGAAUGGAGAUUGGAGAACUGGAAGAGGCGAGAUGUCAAUCAGGCUGAUAUUGCACCACUGAUGGCGUCCCUUAUUGGAGUUCCCUUUCCUCUUAAUUCAGUGGGAAUACUUCCUGUGGAUUAUCUUAACAACACUGGUCUCUUCAAAGCAGAGAGCAUGCUUACCAAUGCAGUACAGAUUCUUGAACAGUUCAAGGUGAAGAUGACUCAGAAAAAAGCAGCUACUUUACCAUUUUUGUUUACACCAUUUAAGUUGCUCUCUGAUUCUCAACAGCUGGAUACUUUAAGGAAAGCAAGGUCUUACAUAAAACAAGAAAAGUUUGAUGAAGCAGUCUCCCUCUGUGAGGAGCUGAUUGACCUCGCGUUGAAAGGACUGUCCUAUUAUCACACUUACGACAGAUUCUUUUUGGGCAUCAGUGUUGCAGUUGGUUUUGUGGGAUGGACGUCUUAUGCUUCUUUGUUAAUCCUCAAGUCUCAUUCUGAUCUCACAAGAAGUGCUAGGAAGGAAGUUAAGAAACCACACCAUCUCUUGUCAUGUAGCUUUGUAGCUAUUGGUGUCUUAGUGGCGUGCUUCCUGAUGAUCCAAGCCUGUCCCUGGACUUACUAUGUGUAUUGCUUGCUGCCAGUGCCAAUAUGGUAUGCAGUUCUAAGAGAAUAUCAAGUUAUUCAAGACCUGGUUUCAUCACUGUUGACUUUUCCUCUGAGCCAUUUUGUUACCUACUUUCUCAUGUUCGUCUUGGGAAUUGAAGUACUGGUGUUGAGUUUCUUCUACCGCUACAUGCUGACAGCAGGACUGAUUGUGUUUGCCUGUUGGCCGUUUCUUACCCAGCUGUGGACCCGAGCAAAGAUCACCUGCCUGAGUUGGGCUCUCUUCUCUUUGCUUCUGGCAGUGUUUCCACUGAUGCCUGUUGUGGGUAGAAAGCCAGACCUCUCUCUAGUAAUUGGUGCAGGCUUGCUGGUUCUUCUGCUGUCCCUGGCUAUUGUAACAACUCUCAUGAAAAGAAAAAUUACUUUGGUAAACGAGGAGCUGUUGGUACUUCUGUUACAGAUGGUGAGUACAGCGCUCUCUAUGUACAUUGUGUACAGCACACACCACAGUCUGUUAAAGAAAGAAGGCCUGCCUUUUAUGAAUCAGAUUGUGAGCUGGGCAACAUUAGCCUCUUCCUUGGUUGUGCCGCUCCUGAGUUCCACGACUCUCCUUCAGCGACUGUCCAGCAUACUUCUUUCCUUGAUGUCAACCUACUUGCUUCUAAGCACAGGGUAUGAAGCUCUCUUUCCAUUAGUGUUGUCCUGCUUGAUGUUUGUCUGGAUACACAUAGAACAAGAGACCCUGCAGCAGCCUGGUGUUUCCUGUAAACAGAAGCUCAGCAGCAUUCAGUUCACGUAUAACACUGAUAUAACUCAGUUACGACUGCUCAAUCUGGAUGACAUCCGUAGGGCCUUUUUCCUUGUUUUUUUUUUAGUGACUGCAUUUUUUGGAACUGGAAAUAUAGCUUCUAUUAACAGCUUUGACCUUGCCUCUGUGUAUUGCUUUCUGACUGUGUUUAGUCCUUUCAUGAUGGGAGCUCUCAUGAUGUGGAAGAUUUUAAUUCCUUUUGUUCUUGUGAUGUGUGCUUUUGAAGCAGUUCAGAUAACUACACAGCUGUCAUCAAGAGGGCUUUUCCUCAUUGUUCUUGUCAUAUCAGACAUCAUGGCUUUGCAUUUUUUCUUCUUGAUCAAGGAUUCUGGUAGCUGGCUUGAUAUUGGAACCAGCCCCUCGCUUGGACAUGGUGAAUGGGUAUCGGUAAUGCGGGCGUUGCCGUUACAAAUGGAGGUCCUACCGAGAUUCUACCAAGACACUACCGAGAUCCAAGAAAGAAGGAACGAGCUGACGGACACCCAAAAGUUAAGGCUGGCCAGCAAUUUAAAGAAAAAAAAAAAAAAAGAAAAGAUAAGGGUGAAUUGAAAUGGGUGCAGCUAGCUCACAGUCAGUUGAUUGGACUGUUGAAGCAGGAAGGCACUGAAGUUAAAAAGGGCAAGACAGCUAAAGAUUUUAAAUAAAAAAGGAAAUCUUCCCAAAAGAGAAGAGGGAAGGAAAGGAAACUUCCCGUUAGAAAAGGGAGAAAAAAUCUUAAGAAAAAAGGAAUUUUCCCGGUAAAAAGGGGAAAAAUUUUGAAACUAGGCCUAAAGAUUGGGGCUCUGUAGAGGAAGGAUGAACAAAAGAGAGAAGCUUCUUCCCAGUGGUAAUGGAGGAAGAAAAGACUCCAAUUGUAGAAUUUUCAGGAUAGCUGAAACUCUGAGCUCUUUCUGCAGUGCAGCAUCUGAAUUACAAAGAAUCGGCAGGUAGGCCUCAUUGCUGCUGGCUGAACAGCAAGCGAGCCCAGAGGUUAGAAGUUUUGCUGUCUGCUUAUUUUGGUUCAAAUGUUUUUUAUUUUUCCCUCUGAGUGGGAAUAAUUCAAUAUUUAGGAUCCCUUCAUGGGAAAUGUUUUUCUGUUUUUCCCUAUGGCGGGAAUAACUCAUUAGGUAGUCCCUUCAUGGAAGUACAAAGUUUAAACGUGAGUUUGUGUGUGCGCAGGGCACGUGCCCAGCGCUGGCAGCGGUUGACAAAGGUGUACAUGAGAUAGCCCAGAGAGGCGGGCGGACAGGUAAGUGCAGGUGGGAGGUGGGGCUGCGAUGGAGCAUGGCCCAGGUUAGCACCAGCACUAGAGCCCAGGCAUGGCCACUAGAGCCUGAGCACUAGGCGGAGCCAAAGCUAAGCCGCAGCCUCAGCUCUGGCCAAGUGAGCAGAGGCCCAGGAAGGGACUAGCGCUAAAAGUUUAAACAGGAAUGCACGUGUGUGUGUGUGUGUGUGUGUGUGUGUGUGUGUGUGUGUGGCGCAUGUCCAGUAUGGCUGUGGUCAAAGGCAGUGCUGUGGCAGCAGUGCAGGAGAUAGCCCGGAGCAGCGGGUGGACAGGUACGUACAGGCAGGAGGCGGAGCCUCAAGGCCAAUGGAAUGAACCAAGCGAGCAGAGUCCGGGAGAGGGACUAGUGCCUAAAGUUUAAACGGGCCUAACUUCUGGUGAAAAAUGGUUUCGGUCAGGACAUAGAAUGCUAAGUCAAUGCUGUGUGAAUAAAGGAUGUUUUGUUUUUUUGAUUGUCUUAAUAAGUGUUUGGAUGCGAAAAACCAAAAAAAAAAAAAAAAAAGAAAAGAAAAGAAAAUUUUAGGCCUGGUGGUGGUGGCGCAUGCCUUUAAUCCCAGCACUUGGGAGGCAGAGCCAGGAGGAUCUCUGUGAGUUCAAGGCCAGCCUGGGCUACCAAGUGAGUUCCAGGAAAGGCGCAAAGCUACACAGAGAAACCCUGUCUCGAAAAACAAAAAAUAAAUAAAUAAAUAAAUAAAUAAAUAAAUAAAUAAAUAAAUAAAUGUUUGGAUGAAUGUUUGAUUCUCAUGGUAGAUAAACUAAAGGAACAGGAUUCAUAAUUUUGAACUAUAUAUUAGGUGUGGUCUUGUCUAUUGAUCAUUACUGAAAAUUUGGCUCUGCUAUUUAAGUUGCUUUCUAGAAAUUCUUGGUUUAAUUCUAUAGAAAUAAUAUAACACCUGAAAUGGAUUGGGUUGUUAGCUUAUUAAAUAAUGUUGCUAAGAUAAACCCAUAAAAAAUAAUCUCUUACUGAUAAAGAGGUUACAAAAUUAUUUUUCCAGUAAAUAAAAUACAGGAAAAUGGUUUGAUCCACAUUGUUAAUAAUUGGCUACUUGCAUUAAUGUGUUACUUGAAAUUUAUAAAAAAGGAUCCUCUUUUUAGGAUUUUAUAAAAAUACUCUAGAAGAGUAUUACUAAAGUUACCUUUUCAAAUGCUAUAGAGAUUGUAUUUAAUGCUUUUAUAAUUGGCAUAUGUAAAAAGGACCAUAGAAAUAGAAGCUGGUGAAAGAAUUGCUCAGUUAUUAUUGCUUUCAUAUUUUAAAUGCAAUAUGGCACCUAUAUGUAAAACUGGAGGCUUUAGAGGUACAAAAUUUAAAAAAAGAGGUGUUUUGACAAACAGUUAUCAAUGAUAAACAGCCUAAAUUAAAAACAAAAUUAUAUGGGAUUGAGAUUGGAAGAUUAUUGGAUUCUGGUGCUGGAUAUAUCUAUAAUUUCACAAGAAUCCUGAGAUCCCAAUUGGCCCCUUAAAAAUACCACCUCUAACCUACAAGGUAUCGGCACAGCUCAGACGCCAUUGCAGAGCAGGCUACUUUUAAAUUGGAAGGAUGAGGAAGGUCAUGCAGAAACUUUUCAACCCUUUGUGCUACCUAACAUUCCAGUGAACUAGUGGGGACGAGAUGUGUUAGAUAGUAUGGGAGCAGUGCUUGCUACACAGCAGAGGCUUAGGGAAAAUGUUUCUAGGAGACCCACUCCCUGUGGCAGACAAAAACUGUGUCACAAGAGGCCCUGGAACAGGCUCACAUGCAGUAUAUAGAUCUUUCUUCUCCCUUAUUGUAUUUGAUAUUUUGUUUUACUCAUUCACCUACUGGAGUGUUUUGGCAAACAGGUCCUAUUCUAUGGGUACAUUCCCUAGUUUCUCCAGCAAAAACCAUCACUCCUUAUCCACAGGCUGUUGCUCAGAUUAUAUUUAAGGGAAUCAAGAUCAGUGUUCAAACUUUUGGUAAGGAGCCAGAUAUUGUGGUGACCCCAUACACCCAGUCUCAAAUAGCAUGGUUGCAAGCUAAUGAUAAUGAUUGGACCAUAUUGACAUGCUCCAUGCAGGGUUGGUUUGAUACUCACUACCCCUCCAAUGAUGUGUGUCAAUUUUUUUUAAAUUGCAUCCUAUUAUAUUUCCCAAGAUAGUACAGAUGACUCCUAUUCCUCAGGCCCGUGUGGUAUUUACUGAUGGCACUUCACGUGGUUUUUGGUAACAUAGUAAAGAGAAUGAAAGUCCAGGGCACUUCUGCCCAAAUGGCAGAGGUACAGGUGCUGUUGCUUGCUUUACAGAUGUUUUCUGAUGAGAGUGUAAAUAUUUAUACUGAUAGUCAAUAUGUGGCACAUGCCAUUAUGCCUUUGGAGACAGCAGCCUACAUACCAUCCAUUUCUCCCAUUCAUGAAUAUUUAUUGCAAGUGCAAGGACUUAUAUGGUCCCGCUCACAUAACCUUUAUGUGGGCCAUAUUAGAGCUCAUACUCAAUUGCCUGGACCUCUAAGUGAAGGUAAUCAGAGGGCUGAUGCCAUUACUCUAUGGCUGUUUGUUCUGCCUUUGAUAAGGCUACUCAGUUGCAUCAAUGUUAUCAUCUUAAUGCUGGAUCUCUUUGUCAUCAUACGGCAUAACCCAGGAACAAGCCAUCCAGAUAGUUAAAUCAUGUCCUAUUUGUGUUGAAUUUUUACCUGUUCCUCAUUUGGGAGUUAAUCCCCAAGGACUUUUACCUAAUCAUGUGUGGCAGAUGAACGUCACACACGUGCCUUCCUUUGGAAAAUUACAAUAUGUCCAUAUGUCUAUUGAUACAUAUUCUUCUCUAAUUUUGCUUCUGCCCAUUCAGGAAAAAAAGUUAAGGAUGUAAAAAAUCAUUGUCUUCAUGCUUUUGCCUAUAUGGGAGUGCCAAAAUGUAUAAAAACUGAUAAUGGUCCCGGCUACAGCAGUAUGGGAUUUUCAAAAUUCUGCCAAGAUUUUUCUAUCGUUAAUAAGACUGGUAUUCCUUAUAACCCUCAAGGACAGGCUAUAGUAGAACGCUGCCAUCGUACCUUAAAAACAUAUAUUUCUAAAGUAAAAAGGGGGAGCUAGGGACUCAUCUCUCUUCUCCACAUUCUAUUCUUUCCCUUGUUUUAUAUAUUUUAAAUUUUUUAUCGGUGGAUUCUGCUGGAGUAUCCGAUGCAGAUAAGCACUGGAGGGCUCCUGUUGCAAAUCAUCCUCUGGUGCGAUGGAAGGAUCUUUCUACUGGCACUUGGAGGGAACCCAAUCUGGUGUUGGUGUGGGCUCGGGGAUCUGUUUGUGUCUUUCCGCAGGACAAUGAAGUUCCUCUUUGGGUUCCUGAACGCUGUGUGCGCCCUGUGACUGCUGCUGAAUCCCGACAUGGCAGAGACCUAUUGGGCCUUCGUAAAAAAACUCUCCCCUUCUGAUGCCAAUGGGGAUUGAGAGCCCAAUACGGCCAGCCUUGGCAAACAUUAUUGUAAGCCUAGGAACUGUAGCCAUGUGCUUGGAUUCUUCAGAAGGUAAUGUAUGGUAACUUUUUUCAAAAAUGUUGAGAAUGUGUCACACCUUGGACAUUAAGGUUAACUCUGAAAGUCAAUGACCUUCAUUUGUUAACAGUAGCAUGCCAGCUAAGCCUUUUCACAUUUUGCAACCCUCUUCAAGCUGGUAUAGUACCUACUUUUCAGGAAUGGCUCUGUGCAACAUUUAUUGGCCUCCUGAAAUUCAUCUAGCAUUUUUGUAGAUACCUUAAAAUUUGUGAGCCUGAAUGUAGCCAUUAAUGAGACCAUUAGUUCUGCUCCUUGUUUGCUGUUUUUGUUUUUAUUUUCUUUAUGGUUCUUAGUUGUUCUUUUGCAGACCUUCCAGCCUAAGUAGUGCUGGGAUCAAGAAAAAUGGGCCUUGGUGGUUCUUGUUCCUGAAGCUGCAUCCAUGCCAGUGGACUGUGACAGUUAGACACAGAUGAUGCUCACACGCUCCAGAAGAGACUCUGACAUCGCUGUUGCCAUUGUUGCUGUUAUAGCAGUGGUGGCCACUGCUGCUAUUGCUUCUGGGAUGGCUGUUUCAUAAUUGGGUUCUACAGCUAGCACAAUGGAGACCCUGGCAGCAAAUGUAGCUACCACAGUUAGUUAAUCUUUCAUUUUAUUGGGCAUGAUAAAUUUAAUUCUACAUUUAUACAUUUAAAUUGGCUUUGAAAGUUGUAAAAAUUAUUAAAACUCAAGUUCCAUUUGCUUAUGGGAUACCACCUUACAAGGACUCCAAUUUACAGUAAAGCUCGUUUAAGAAGGGAAUGGCUCAAUCGCCUUUAGCCUCCUGGCUAUGGGUGGGUUAGGACUUCUGUUGGUCUUUUCUGUGUUGCACAGAUUGCAAGCCCAGCGCCACUUUGAGAUCUUUGGCAGCAGUUACUCUACAGCUCACGUGGUUGAGUCUGUAUGAUAAUGAGUAUUCAGAGACGGGUAAUGCUUGGGGGGUGGUCAUCAAUCUAAGACAGAGCACUUGUGUGGCCUGGGCAGGUGUCUCUAUGAUGGGUAAGGUGACCUGCUGACAACCCCCGCAACCUAAGUCAGAAACUCAUUUUUUAGUAAAAAGGGGGGACCUGUGGGCCCUGGUCCCCCACUGUGAGUGGCUGCCGCCUUGCUUGCCAACCUUGACCAGAUGUCCUCCCUAUUCAGAUUCCCUGCCGGUUUCCUUCUCACCUAACAUUCUACCGGAGGUUCUUUGUUCCUGUAUCCUGCAUUUGGUGUAAACAGCUUAGAUGCAAAAUGUGGCGAACUUCUGCCCUCCAGGAAUGCGCCAUUAUGCUGUAAGCCUGUAUUUAAGGUUACCUCCCUCUUUCAAUAAACAGCAUUCGGCUGGCAUUUGGCAUUCAGCUGCGGUGAA
Molecule: messenger RNA, 8721 nt
Organism: Peromyscus californicus insignis
Lineage: Eukaryota; Metazoa; Chordata; Mammalia; Rodentia; Cricetidae
Gene: Pign
Product: phosphatidylinositol glycan anchor biosynthesis class N
Exons: 30
Coding region: 322-3186 (954 amino acids)
Biological process (GO): GPI anchor biosynthetic process
Cellular component (GO): endoplasmic reticulum membrane
Molecular function (GO): mannose-ethanolamine phosphotransferase activity
Source: RefSeq, a predicted model, not a curated record